UGUGUGCCAGGUACAGGUAGCCUGUACUCCAGGGAAACAGAGAUCGUGUGCUAAGCCUUUGGGGAGGACCCCUAGGUCAGUCUAAGGGACUGAAAUGGGCGCACAAUUUUAAGGGCGGGUCUGUCAGCACUUUGGGGCUGUUCACCGGGGAUGGGAACCAAGCUGUGAUCGGAUGUUGCAGAAGGGAAGAGAGGCAGGCUGAACUACGCUUCCCAGCGUGCCUUGGGGGGACAGGAUAAAAAAAAUGGCAUUACUCUCUUCUCCAAGAGGAACAGUAGAGUUGGUUUAUUGCCGAAGAACAGAAUCACAGGAUAUUUAUUGUAUACAAAAGCUCAUUAGAAAGUUUACCCAGAAGCUGUUUGGGAAGUUAAAUGUCAUCUACCUUCUGGAAAAGGCAAACCUUGCCAUUACCCUUCACAGUGACAAGGAGGAGAUCAUGGCCCAAGCUACCUUUGUGGACUAUCCCAACUGGAAUGUCACCAAGCAGGAUGAGUGGGUAUCUGUGUUUCGGGAGCUCGACAGUGAUAUCCCAUGCACACCUCUGAACACAUUGUUCAUGCACCUCUUUGUGGCUGUGGAUGAGUAUUCUGUUGGCUGCUGCAAAGAGAUUAUUCGGACUGUGUUUAAAGCAGUGCCAGAACUGCACUUCAUCUUCCUCAUAGUGCCAUCCUACAUGAGCAUAGGCUCAACUCUCAUAACUGUGUUUGACCAAGUGGGGACUAUUCCAAGUAUGCUAUAUGAUGAGGAAUUUACUGUACAUAUAUGUCACAGGCACAACCAUAACCCUCAACUGCACAUUCGAAAAGCUAGGGUGGAAGAUCAUGAUGACCUCAUGCCAAUUUUUAUGCGCCAUGACACAAUUCUGAAGGAAACUUACGGUGAAUACUUCCUGGCAGAACUAAUAGAGGCUCAAGAUGAAGAGAAUCAUUCUGUUGUAUGUGAGGUGGAUGGUAUGGCUGUUGGCUUCAUGAGUGUGUGUUCUAGAGUGAACAUGCAACUCCUGCAUGAGUGCUUUGACCUGGGGCCCUUCCAUGGAUUCUGUACCCCACAUCCCGAUGACAUUCUGGAAAUACCAAAGGAGCCAAGUAAUCAAGGAAGUCAAGUGUCAGAGCUGAAGUGUAGUAGUCUGGAUUCCCACAUAGUGGAAAAGAAGUCACAGGAACUUGUCUUUCAAGAGGCUAUGGAAAGCAUACAGAAAAAAUCUUCAGAAAUCAUAGUUGAAGAGUUACUACCUAGAAGCACCAGUGAAAUAGAAGUAAAGCUGGCCCAGGACUCUGGCAUGCUGGUUGCUGGUAAACUCAGUCACACUUCCUCUUUGGUUAGUGCAGAUCAUUAUGCUCACAAUUUAAGCUCAGUAUCCAUCGUUCUGACUGAGAAGGUGAACUACUUCCGCCCCAUCUACAAGGGAGCCUCCUCUGUUUUUUGUAUUCAGCUGUUUUGUAUUGAUGAACAACAUGAAGCAAGGUCACUGGACUUUAUGGAUUUUGUUUUCAGUCUUUUUCCUGACAAAAACUUUUGCAUCAUUUCUGUGCCCCAUCUCACCCCUGAGUUUGUCCUCAUCCAAAACUUUGUGAAGAUUGUCCCCUUCAACAACUGCACCCUUGAGCAUGAUCUCUACGUUUUCCAUCGGGCAGGAUUGCUCAAGUCCAUUAAUAUACGGUUAGCUGCUUUCUCAGAUACUCCUGGUGUUGAAAAUCUUGUCAACACACUCACACUGAGUAAAAAAAUAUUGGAAGAUUUAAAACAAUACAACGAGUCUCGCAGCGACCCAAACGGAACACCACUGCAGGCAUACGUAGCUACUGUUGCAGAACAAAUAGUUGGCAUUGCAGUCAUCAAAAAUGAAAUGGACAUAGAAUACAUACGAUCCCAUUACAACAUUGAAGAUUUCAUCUAUUUCAGUCACCACCAGCGGGAAGAACAUGGACACUUGUAUCACUUUGCUCUGAACCCCAUCUUUCGGCAUUACACUAAGUUUUUUCUUAAGGAGAUCCUUCGUUUAGGCUAUAAAUCCUGUCUCUACUAUCCAAUUUACCCCAAAUCCAGAGAAGGCAAGUUCCAGAGCUCCUAUGCCCACUCCCUGACAUCGGCCCUUCAUUACUUUGUUCCCGUGCGACCACGACGACAGAUUGUCUAUCCGCUGGAAAAUCUUGGCAUCAAUGCUCCAUCAAAGGAGGUCUCCAAGGAACUGUUGGGUUAUGCCUUGAAUCACACAAACAGAAAACUAACACUGGAACCUAAAAUAACUGUCAAUGCCAAGAUUGUUGUGGUUGGUGCAUCCAAUGUUGGAAUUUCCUUCCUAGAGACAUUGGUAUUUUGCUCCCACUUGAAGUUUAGUAACCUCACUCUGAUUUCAAUCCACGGACUCCCAGGAAAAAAACUUCUGGACUCAGAACAAAGGAAGUUUUUAGCAAAUGACCACUGUUUUAAUGAUAAAGAUUAUGAGUUGAUGUCAUUGUGCUCCUGGGUCAAUGUGGUUGUUGGCCGAAUGACUGCCAUAGACCGAGUAGCCAAGCAUGUUGUGGUUUCUGAAGAAGAAAUCGUGUUGUAUGACCAUCUCAUCCUCUGCACAGGGCAACAGUACCAGGUCCCUUGCCCUACAGGGGUGGAUAUUAAUCAGCACUUGACAAACAGGGAGAUUCCACAUAGCAGUAAGCAGCGAUAUACCGGUAAAGUUCCUUGCAAUCAUUUUAUUCUCAACAACGAAGAAGAUUGCUUUGAAGCUUUGACUUGGAUAAGGAAUAACUUCAUCACCACAGAAGGAAAUGUCAUUAUCUAUGGGAAUACAAUUGAUGCCUAUACCACAGUGGAGACACUUUUGCACAUUGGGGUGCUAGGCUCCCACAUCUACUUGGUGCUGCCACCAUCCACCUUCACUUACACCUGCUUCAACAACUACUCAGUGGAAAAUGCAGUGGCGGAUGCCCUUGGAGCAGCUCGGGUCAACAUUUACAAGGAUGCUAUCUUGGCUCAGUGGAACGAUGGCCUGGACCCAGACCCUAUUCACUGUGCCAGCUUUACCACUCCCACCAAGCCUUUCAGAAUUCAAUGCUCUGUGUUUUUCAGUUUCUUUGAGAAGAAUGUGGAUUAUGAAACAUUUAAAGCAUUCAAUGAUGCAUGUCUUGUCUAUGAUGGCCGACUUGUGAUUGACACCAAUUUCCACACCAAUGACAUAGCUAUUAGAGCUGCUGGCCCCCUCACUAAAUUCUCCAAUCGAUAUUAUGCAAAUGAAUGGACUCACAGCAACUUCAAUUCCAAAGAAGUUGGUUUUCAGAUGGCAGCAGCUAUGCUCAACCUCUUUGACCCAACCCUUGAGCCUGUGACAGAGCCUCCUGCUGAUCUUGACCGACUUAUCCCCAUGUACAAGGGAGCCAAGAUCCAAGGAGGCAUCCUUCCUGGCUCUUACCAUUAUCUGCAGAUUUCCAAGCCUGCUAUUCCUACACCCUUAGAGGUACAUAUGGCCCAGUCUGAUUUUGGUUUGGAAAUAGUAACAGGUGACGUGAAAGAGGGCAAUUACUUCCGAAUACAUAUUAACAAGUAUAAGAUGGUAGAAGCUAUCACAUGCCUUUCAAAGGAGCCCUUUCCUGCCUCCAACUAUAUCCGUUUGUUUGGUCAGCACGAGCAAGCCCUCAACAACCUGUGUGGCCGUUAUGAUGAAAACCUAAUCACUGAUCUCUACAGCUACUUCAAGGAGCCGUGGUGCAUGGCCCUCUUUCACGAUCGUUUUAUUGAUCUCAGGAAAGAGUUACGACAAAUCUUAAGCUCCAAGGAGCAAGAAGACCUUCCUUCCAUAGAACAGUUAUCCCAUCAGAUAGAAGAUGAGGAAAUUAACCUGCAUGAGAAGCCCAGGAAAUACCUCAAAAGGGUUUUCCAGGAAAGCAUCUACAAGACAUUGGUAGAAAAGAGCAUCCUUGACUAUCUGCACUAUAAUCAGUACCACCUGCCCAUGUAUGCCUGGCCAGGCAUCAUUUAGUCAAGGCCACGGGCUCAACUUUAUUGCUUGCAAACGUGUAGUUCCUGGAAAUGCUCCACGUAAAUAGGAAGCCUCUAGAAAGCCUGGCUUGACAAUAAGCACCUCUAUGAUUUCAGACUUUACUGAUGUUCCAGUAGGUGGCGCAUGACUGUGCGUCUCUUUUCAGAGACAGGGCUAAGCUCUCCAAGUACUUAUGCAGAAUAAACCAUUUCAGCAAUAAAAUAAGAUCAUACUGUG
Erinaceus europaeus (western European hedgehog) is the source of this 4210-nucleotide messenger RNA. It is a transcript of the gene CFAP61, whose product is annotated as cilia and flagella associated protein 61. The transcript is spliced from 27 exons. The coding region runs from base 245 to 3973 and encodes 1242 amino acids. The record is from RefSeq and is a predicted model, not a curated record. NCBI's taxonomy places the organism in Eukaryota, Metazoa, Chordata, Mammalia, Eulipotyphla, Erinaceidae.